Molecule: messenger RNA, 1477 nt
Organism: Triplophysa dalaica
Lineage: Eukaryota; Metazoa; Chordata; Actinopteri; Cypriniformes; Nemacheilidae
Gene: apobec2b
Product: apolipoprotein B mRNA editing enzyme, catalytic polypeptide-like 2b
Exons: 2
Coding region: 150-968 (272 amino acids)
Biological process (GO): cytidine to uridine editing
Cellular component (GO): cytoplasm; nucleus
Molecular function (GO): RNA binding; cytidine deaminase activity
Source: RefSeq, a predicted model, not a curated record
CCUGCUCCUGUUUGUGACACGUUAUCUUUAUCUUCGUUUCUAGCUCUCAGACUUAGGAACAUAUUCAAGCUGUCAUCUCUAUGACUCACAUAGGCUUCUAAAUCAACAGCACCCCUCAAACACUCACUGACUCAUCGCACAACUCAGUCAUGGCGGAGAGAAAGGACAGCAAGAUCCCCAGCAAGGGUCUGAUGAAGAAGAAAGAGAAGAAAGUGGAGAGUAAACCCGAGAAGGAGAAAGAAAAGGUCAAAGAUAAAGAUGGAAAGAUGAAGAAAAAGUCAGAGAAGGCCCCAGAAAAUCUGCCCCAAAAUGAGGAUACGCCUCAGGGAAAUGGAGAGGUAGCAGAAGGCGCAGAAGGAGCUCAGGGACCAGCCAAAGAUGAGGAGUAUCAACUGGAGCCUAUAGAGCUUCCUCCGUUUGAGAUCAUUGUUGGUGACAGAAUGAACCCCACCUUCUUUAAAUUCCAAUUUAGAAAUGUGGAAUAUUCCUCAGGGCGAAACAAGACCUUCCUGUGCUACCAGGUGGACAUACAAGGGGCCACUGAAGAACCAGACGGGCUUCGUGGUUUUCUGGAGGAUGAGCAUUCGUGUUCACACGCUGAAGAAGCUUUCUUCCGGCAAGUGCUGGCCUAUUACGACAAUACGCUUCACUACACAGUAACCUGGUACACGUCCUCGAGCCCCUGCGCAGUUUGUGCUGCUAAGCUUGUGGAGAUCUUGCAAGCCCGCAAGACGCUCCGCCUCAUCAUCCACUGCUCCCGUCUCUUUCUGUGGGAGGAGCCAGAAAUACAAGCCGGACUUCAGGCACUAGUUAGUGCGGGGUGUAAGAUACGCAUGAUGAGACCAUUGGAUUUUGUAUACGUUUGGUCUACCUUUGUAGAGAACGAGGAAGAUAACUUUACACCCUGGGAGGACUGUCAAGAUAGCUAUCAAUAUUAUGAUGAAAAGCUGUGUGAUAUUUUAAAGUAGAAAAAUAUGUUAGCCAUAGAGAUUUGAUUAAAUAACAUUGUUUAAGGUAUAGUUCACCCACAAUUAAAAAUGCUGUCAUCAUUUACUAACCCACAAGUAGUUUCAAACCUGUAUAAAUAACUUUUUUUGCUGAUCACAAAGGAAGAUAGGUGGAAGAAUGUUAGGAAUUUUCAGUUCUGGGACAUCAUUGACUACCAUAAAAGGACAAAUUUUAAUGUCAAAGGUGCAGCAGAACAGUUUUCCUACAUUCUUAAAUAAAUGACACAAUUAUUUGUUCUACUAUGAUGUACUUGAGGGUGAGUAAACGGUGACAGGAGUUUAGUUUUUGGGUGAACUAUCCCUUCAAGUUUCUGGUUGGGAGUUUAAACUUCGGAAUCAAAUUCAAAACACCCUUGUGUAUUUGGAGGCUUCUUAAAUGUAUAGGAUAACCUUAUUUUAUUAUAUAUUGUUUGCCAACCUUCAGAACUGGCCUUGAAUUAACUUUGCAAAAACAAAUAGAGAUGGCUCUG